Molecule: messenger RNA, 847 nt
Organism: Ruditapes philippinarum (Manila clam)
Lineage: Eukaryota; Metazoa; Mollusca; Bivalvia; Venerida; Veneridae
Product: slit homolog 3 protein-like
Exons: 2
Coding region: 37-636 (199 amino acids)
Cellular component (GO): plasma membrane
Molecular function (GO): protein binding
Source: RefSeq, a predicted model, not a curated record
UUUGAUGGGUUAGACAAAAAACAAAUCUCGUUGGAUAUGAGUUACAAUAACAUCAAUAAAUUAACGGGAAACACAUUAGCUGGGUUAACAGGAGCGUAUGAAUUACAUAUGAGUAGUAAUAACAUCAGUGUUGUGGAUAAAGAUGCAUUUAGACAACUCGUCUCUUUACAUGAUCUCAAACUAGACCAAAACAAGAUUGCACAGUUGGAGGACUUUACCUUUCAAAGCAUGGUCGAUUUACAAAACCUGGACAUGAGUCACAACAAUUUAUCUGCAAUUACUAAUGAUACGUUUGUCGGGUUGACUUCACUUUUAUGGUUGAAUUUGUCAUAUAACUGGAUUACAACCAUUGCCCAAGAUGCAUUCAAAUCAUUGCAAUCAAGCGACAUUAACCUCAGUUUUAAUAGGUUACAAAAUCUGAAAGCUGAGGUUUUCUCUCAUCUUACAAGCACAGCUAAUGUAAGACUUGCUGGCAACUUGUGGAAUUGUGAUUGUCACCUAAGGUGGUUGAGAGAAGCACUGGACAAUGCCACUUAUACCAUUGAGCUUCCGUACACUCUCAAAUGUGCAACACCAGUCAAGCUCGCAGAAAAGUCUUUCAUUGAUCUUAAACCAAGCGAUUUUGUAUGUAUGUAGAACGAAAUUUAUUAUUCCUAAUACAAAUAGAUAAUUCGAGCAGACUUUUAUUUGUAAAAUCAUAAUCAGAUAAAAAAAAUAUAUACAAAAUACAUGGAUGAGAAAACAUUGUUCAAUAUUUUAUAAGCCAUUAUAAUUUUACGCUUUCCCACCGGAGAAAAAACGACAAUCUACAUUGUGCGAAAAUGUUUCCUAUUUCCGAACCAUAUUU